UCUUCUCCAUUGCCGCCGUUCCCUUUCCUCUGCUUCCUCUCUCUUUUCACUGUAACCCUCGCCCAAGCGUUCAUCCAUUUCUCCGACGAUGCGAAGGCUGGUGUUCUCCUACAUCCUCCGCUCUACCUCCUCCUUCCAUCUAUCAACACCACCAGAAAGGUCCACACUCCUCUCUCAUCUCUUAACCUUCCCUCCAAAAUCGAUCCGAAUCUCCACCCACUCCUACUCCACGGCUCUCUCAACAAAAAACCUCCACGAAGCGAGAACACACGGAUCCAAUCACGCCGUCGGACUCCUCCACGAAGCCAUAACAUCGAACCCAAACCCCUACGACGACCUCGAAAACGCCCUAUCUCAAACCGGCGUCGUUUUAACGACUCCAAUAGUGUCCAAGAUCCUCCAGAGACUCCAAUUCGAAGAAAAAAUCGCCUUUAGAUUCUUCACAUGGGCAGCAGAUCACCACCAUAACUACUCCCACGAGCCGUCUACUUACAACGAGAUGAUCGACAUCUUAUCGAGCACCAAGUACAAGAACAGACAGUUCAGGAUCUUGAUCGACAUGCUCGACUACAUGAAGCGAAACGACAAGAGAUCCGUUCCUGUAGACGUUAUGGUCGAGAUUCUAAGAAAGUACUGCGAGAGGUAUCUGACGCACGUCCAGAAGUUCGCUAAAAGGAAACGGAUCAGAGUCAAGACCCAGCCCGAGAUCAACGCGCUGAACAUGCUCAUCGACGCGCUCUGCAAGUGCGGUCUUGUUAAAGAAGCUGAAGGUUUGGUUAAGAGGAUGAGGUUUAAAGUCAAACCGGAUGAGAAUACGUACAAUGUGUUGUUUUUCGGUUGUUGUAGAGUUAGGGAUCCCAAGAAGGCUGUGAGGCUGCUUGAGGAGAUGAUUGGAGCUGGACAUAAACCUGAGAACUUCACUUACUGCGCUGCGAUCGACUCGUUCUGUCAAGUGGGGAUGGUGGAUGAGGCGGCGGAGAUGUUUGAGUUUAUGGUUACGAAAGGCUCUGCUGUGUCAGCUCCGACGGCGCGGACUUUUGCGCUGAUGAUCGUGGCGUUGGCCAAGAGUGAUAGAGUUGGAGAGUGUUUUGAGCUGGUGGGGCGGAUGGUGAGCAUGGGGUGUCUUCCCGAUGUGGCGACGUACAAGGGAGUGGUUGAAGGUAUGUGCGAGGCUGGGAAAGUUGAGGAAGCGUAUAGGUUUUUAGAUGAGAUGAGUUGUAGAGGGUAUCCGCCUGAUGUGGUCACUUACAAUUGCUUUCUCAGGGUGCUUUGUGAGAAUCGAAAGCGCGACGAAGCGGUUAAGCUUUAUAAGAGGAUGAGUUGUGAUCCCAGCGUACAGACGUACAACAUGCUGAUAUCUAUGUUUUUCGAGAUGGAUGAUCCGGAGGGUGCGUAUAGUACGUGGAGAGAGAUGGAUGAGAGGGGGUGUGGUCAAGAUGUUGAGACGUACUGUGCUAUGGUUAAUGGGCUUUUUGAGUGUGGUAGGGAUAAAGAGGCGUGUUUUCUUCUGGAGGAGGUUGUGAGCAAGGGGCUGAAACUGCCGUACCGAGCGUUUGAUUCCUUUCUGAUGCGUUUGUCGGAGGUUGGGAAUAUUAAGGUGAUCCAUAAGGUUUCUGAGCAUAUGAAGAAGUUUUACAAUCAUAGUAUGGCUAGGAGGUUUGCGCUUAGUGAGAAGAGGAAAAGUACAAAACUCAGAGGGAAGUAAUGGGCACUGACCAUAUGUUUCAUCUCAUUUUACUUAUGGGGGAACCAUUCUCAGAGGCAGGGAUGCAAAAUGUUCUGGGAGGAGCUCUUCCAGAUGAUGAUCUUUUGUGAAGUUUGGUUGAUUACUCUCUCCAGUUCUGGACCAAGAUUCAUUCUCUCAGAAGCAGUGAGAGCUUGUCAAGGUCAGAUGUCUAAUAGUUAUGUUGGUUUCUUUGGGAAUGCUCUCAUAGCAUUACAUUAUGUAACGUGAGAGGUCUGCUUUCUUCAUGGUUCAUAACUAUUCUUGCAUCUUUUGAUGUGAGAGAUUCUUUAUAACAAUAUGAUGCUAGAACAAUGUUCGACUUCACCAGUUUCUGGUUAACGGUCGGUUUGAGUCUCUGUCUACAUUUGGUACAGUUUAAAAGUGAAAACCGAUCUGGUAUACUACUGGUUAAGUGGAAUCAGGAUCCGGUUUAAACGUAUUGAGUAUUUCUUGAAUAAAACAUGUUUUGUUUAGUUA
Messenger RNA from Raphanus sativus (radish), 2203 nucleotides. RefSeq names its product pentatricopeptide repeat-containing protein At1g73400, mitochondrial. Lineage: Eukaryota; Viridiplantae; Streptophyta; Magnoliopsida; Brassicales; Brassicaceae. The transcript has a single exon. The record is from RefSeq and is a predicted model, not a curated record. Gene Ontology annotation, molecular function: protein binding. The coding region runs from base 89 to 1705 and encodes 538 amino acids.